CAGUCGUCCGCGAGCAUGUGGCAAUCUCUCUCUGAGCGCUCUUUUGACUUCCCGAGCUUCGCUCGGCGCUGCGGCCUGCCUCGUCAACAUUGCCUAUCUCAUUAUCGUCAACUCGUGCUGCGAGGAACUUUCGCGGAGCUCUGGUCUGGUCUCGACCGGCACGCUCACCUCGCAACCUCUGCAAUCCAUCGUGGUUUUUGGACUCGAGCAGCUCACUCAGCUCCGUGCGAUCGUCGCCCAGUUCCCGUGAAAGCAAAGCCUUUUGAGCUGUCAGUUGUACUGUUUCUCGGGUCGAUUUCGGGUGGAGCACCAUUACCACCAUUAUCACCAUGUAAAUUUUCUGUCCAUUCGAUAGAGCCAACGAGGCCCUGGGACCUAGGGUUAGGGUUGUAUCAUGCUCGAGAGCCGAGCAAGAACAGAAUCUACGGUCAAAGGAUCGAGGAGGUUAGAACCGGUUGGGAUGUGGGUUAAAUCGGAAUCGUGACGAUCAGUUAAACUCGAUAAAUUUGCAGUUGUAGUUGGGGAGCCGAGUAUGUGGGACGUGCCAGGUUGGGUUGGGUAGAGGAGACGAAGGUUAAAAGAUCGGUGCACGUGCAAGUGUGAACGAAGGCAAUUUCAAGAAGCGUGGGCCGAGUAGCAAUGUGCGUAUAAGGCAGUUUAGUGUGGCGCACGCAUCAGUGAGGGUUCCGGCAGCUUGGGAGUGAGCAUGCGCAAUUCCGAGAAACCAUAUCACCAGCAGAUCGAACUUCAACGUCGCGAUGAGGAAGAGCCUCCCGUUAACGUGUUCGUCCAUUUAGCCGACAAAUCUUACGAUAGAUCAGGGCUGCUGCCUGCUGGCGAGGCUAGGUCUGAUGGUUUUGCUCCGAUUGCGACCGGUAAUAUGAAUGGGAAUGGCGCUCUUCGGAACGUGAUCAAACAACCGGCAGAUGUGUUACCGCUGCUGGCCAGAAACAACAGCGCCUCAGGCGGAGAAGAUGAAACUCCCCGGGCGAAGGAAGCUAAGUAUGCCGGGGCAAGCUUGCGCAGUGCAGUUUUCAAUUUGUCCACCACUAUCAUCGGUGCUGGAAUUAUGGCGUUGCCGGCCGCCAUGAGGGUUCUGGGAGUUGCCGUGGGGCUUUUCGUGAUCCUGGUCAUGGGAGUGCUGUCGGAGAUUAGUUUGGAAUUGGUGGUUCGUUACAGCACCCAAUUGAAGGCUUAUUCUUACGGAGAUAUGGUUUAUGGAGCUUGGGGAAAGACGGGGCGCUUUGUGGCCCAGAUGUGUGUUAUAAUCAAUAAUGGCGGAAUUCUCAUCGUAUACCUCAUCAUCAUGGGAGAUGUGCUUUCCGGUUCUAAGGAUCACACGGGGCUUUUGGAGGGAUGGGCGAGACAUGCAGGAUGGUGGACGGACAGGAAGAUCGUUCUGCUCUUUACACUGAUUAUCGUGCUCGCUCCCUUGUCAUUUUUCAAGAGGAUCGAAUCUCUGGAAGUUUCUUCCGCCAUAUCCGUCGCUCUGGCCUUGCUAUUCGUGAUCAUAGCAUCGGGCAUCGCUGCUCUCAAGCUGGUAGAAGGAAAGUUAGCCGUCCCUCGCAUGGUACCGGCUUUCGAUUCCAAGAAGAACAUCUUGGAUCUUCUUAUCGUGGUGCCGAUCAUGACCAAUGCGUUCGUUUGUCAGUUCAAUGUUCCACCGAUCUAUUACGAGCUGCGAGAUAGAAGCGCGCCGAGGAUGAACAAAGUGGGACGAAUUUCCAUCCUUCUGUGUGUGAUUGUGUAUAUGGCAACUGCUCUCGCGGGCUACCUUCUGUUCGGAGAUGCAACAGAUUCAGACGUAUUGUCGAACUUUGACACAGAUUUGGGAAUAGAGCAUAGCCAGUUUUGGAACGAUCUGAUUCGUGUGGGUUAUGUGAUUCAUCUGUUUUUCGUGUUCCCGGUCAUCAACUUUUCCUUCAGGCAAACCAUCGACUCCCUUCUCUUCCCGUUGUCGCCUCCCCUACAAGACAGCAAUGCCAGAUUUGUGAUCCUCACGUCUGCCUUGUUGACAAUGAUUUACUUGGGCUCCACAUUGAUUCCCAAUAUCUGGGUCGCUUUUCAGUUCACGGGUGCGACGACGGGACUUGCUCUGGGAUUCAUGUUUCCAGCGUUAGUAGCACUUAGAUCUGUCGGCGUCAGUGUAAUGGAACGGAAACUUGCCUGGACUAUUCUUUUGAUGGCAGUCGUCGUCAGCGUGGUAGGGGUGACCACUCAAAUCUACAGCUUUGCCACAGGUCAAGCUUAGGAACACCUUCUUCCUUGCCUCCGCUGACAGUCAUUCGCAGGGUUAUGCACAGCAAAGAGGUGCUGCUAAAUGUCACGUGCUUAUCUUCAGAGGCCCUUUUGUGGACUCGCCAAUAUUUCGGGAGAUUGUCUAUUUUCUCCGCGCUCUUUCUCGAACGACAAUUGGUCUACCACCAAUCCUGCAAUACAUUUAUUUCGUCAAAAGCAGGUUCUUGCGGAUCAGCUGUACGAGUUCCCGACCUGCCAGAGUAGAUGAGAUUAAAUUUUUUCUAGUGUAGUGUUCAUGCUAGUCGAAGAUUGGUCUGAACCUUGUUUCACCUCGAAGGAAACAAGUUUGUCGGUGCUCCAUCCAGUGAAAUCUGGAACCUAAAAGGUGCAGGUUCACUCAACUCUUUCCUAAUUGAAUGCCUUAUGUGCUGCAGUGUUACUCUGUGAACCUGCAUGUAAUUCUAGACAUGCAAGAUUUGACACCUUUAGCUUCCUACACAUUCCAUUUUUUUGUCAUUCCCAUAAAUUAUGGGGCCGACAGCAAUUGAGGUAACAAUUUGACUGAUGUCCUCUCGUGGCUUCUUCACGCUGUGCCUUGACCUCGACGCUGUGCCGCUGUGUUUCAUGGUCAUACAUCUCCCUCUUAACAUGCGUUUGCUCUACCUAUCGCGCUCAGCUUUUCAAGUUUGCUCGUUUGGUUCAGCACCACUUUUCCCACCUGCAAGUCUUCGUUGGUUGCAAUCAGCUGCGAAUCUCUUUCGCAGCAUCGACGAUCGCAGAUAAUAGAAGCUUCGGUCCGUCGGCAAAACUCCUCACAGAAUCAUCAGGGCGUGUAUGAGCCGUUUGUGUGCGGACUUGCGUGGCACCGAGGGUACUUCACACGCUUCCAGGAACGCCUUCGAUGUGAACUCGCGCCGUACACAUACUCCAGGAGAUUGUUUGCUGCAGUGCUCGGAGUGUUGACUUGAGCUUUUCUCUCGUAGUUCACAGGCGAAAAGCGUCCCUUACAACUUGUGCCGUGACUUUAUAGCUUGUGCGGAAUAUAUUUCUGUAGACCGGGGAUUAUCAGGAGCCUUUCCGAUCCACCAUUACAGCAGUGGAGUAGCGUGAUGAUGAGCAACUCACAAGGUUGUAGGCUCGAGAGCUGCGAAUCGAAAUGCCAAAUCGACGACGGCUAGUUUGUGGCCCACAUCAAUAUCUUGUGGCUUCUUCUCACUACCUUCUUCGGUUUUAACUUGAGGCGCAGGAAGCCAGAAACCCAGUCCUUCCAAGUCCUCCAAAGCUCCAAGCCUGAAGCAUCAUCACGACCAGUAGUACUCUUGUAUCCUCUGAGGCCUGGAGCUCUAUGCGUCCUUAACAGUCAUUCUUACGACUAAGCCAUUCACAUCGUGUUCAUAAGGACAGAGUGGAGUAACCUGGUGAUUAAGCCUGGAGUAACCACUAGUUGUGGAUAACACAACCAAUCUAGGAACAGGGACAGAGUGGGGUAACCUAGUUGAGUGACGAUGUGACGUGCAUAACCACCACUAGAUGUGGGUAACCGAACUAACGUGGUAGCAGGGACAGAGCUGGGUGAACCUAGUUGAGUGACGACGUGACAUGGGUGACUACCACUAGAUGUGCAUUACCUAACUAACCUGGUAACAGGGACAGAGCAGGGUAAUCCAGUUUAGUUACGAUCUGACGGGAGUAAACACCACUAGAUAUGUAUUACCUUAGUAACCUGGUAACAGGGACAGACAGGUACCGUCCUUGAAAGUGGCAUUUGCCACUUUUACCAUAUUUUAGUUAAUUGUGGCACUCAACAUUUUUUAAAAGUGGCAUUUGCAGCGAAAAGAUGUUGUGAGUUCAUUUCACAACAACAACUUCAGGC
Messenger RNA from Marchantia polymorpha subsp. ruderalis, 4111 nucleotides. Lineage: Eukaryota; Viridiplantae; Streptophyta; Marchantiopsida; Marchantiales; Marchantiaceae. The record is from the annotation of a GenBank genome assembly.